Messenger RNA from Mercenaria mercenaria, 1573 nucleotides. RefSeq names its product calumenin-B-like. Lineage: Eukaryota; Metazoa; Mollusca; Bivalvia; Venerida; Veneridae. The transcript is spliced from 6 exons. The record is from RefSeq and is a predicted model, not a curated record. The coding region runs from base 198 to 1178 and encodes 326 amino acids. Gene Ontology annotation, molecular function: calcium ion binding. Gene Ontology annotation, cellular component: endoplasmic reticulum.
GAAGACUUUCCCAUGAAACGUCUGGAUUUAGCAGCCGACGUUGCGUAUUGUCUAUUGAUAAAAUUAUGAUAUGAAACAAAACUUUGAACCCUGAGGCUAACUCAUUGUAUUGUUGACACGUGUAGUUAAUGAAGUAAUAUAUAGUGAUUAAUAUUGUAUAAGUUAAUUGAUCUUUUAACUUAUCAAAUACAAGAGUCAUGCGAAGAGAACUAAUGUGGUCCGCUACAGUGUUUUUAGCAUUGUUUGUGUUGGUAUCUGGUGGGGUUACCAAGGCAUCGAAAGAAGAUGUUAAGCAUGGAGCCGGCUCACCUAAACAUGGGAAACAGGAGCAUGAUGUUGAUGGACAUCACAACGUCCACUUUGAUCAUGAAGCCAUCCUAGGCUCCUACAAGUUAGAGAAGGAAUUUGAUGAUCUACCACCAGAGGAGGCCAAGCAGAAACUAAGUUUACUGGUGAAAAAGAUGGACAAGAACCAUGAUAUGUUUGUUAGUAAAGAGGAACUUACAGACUGGAUAGUCAUGUCAUUCAAGUUGUUAGAUGAAGAAGAGGCCCUGGAAGAGUUCGACGAUAAAGAUGAGGACCAUGAUGGGAAGAUAUCCUGGACUGAAUACCUAAGCACACAUUUCAGCUAUACAGAGGAUGAGAUCAAGGAAAUGAGGAAGACAGAUAGGGAAGAUGUUUUACAAUUCUUAGUGGGAGUAGAUGAAGAACAGAGAAAGUUUGAGGCUGCUGAUGUGAACAAGGACGGUUACCUGGAGAAAGACGAGUUUGUUGCUUUCUAUCAUCCUUACAAUUAUGAACAUAUGCACAAUAUAGAGUUACAGAGAGUGAUGAAUGAUCAUGAUAAAAACACAGAUGGAUUCUUGUCUCUGGAAGAAUUUCUUGGAGAUAGCAGUCAUGAUAAAGAAUGGGAGAUAGUUGAGAAGGAGAGAUUCAUCGAAUACGAUACAAACAAAGACAAUCUGCUCAAUUUUGAUGAGAUCCGACCUUGGGUUCUAACGGACAAUCGAGAGGAGGCUGAAGAUGAGGCAGAUCAUCUAAUGAAACAAGCAGACACUAAUGGUGAUGGAAGACUUACUGAGGAUGAAAUUGUUGAUGCUCAUGAAGAAUUUGUUGGUAGCCAAGCAACAGAUUAUGGCAGACAUUUACAUUUUGUAAAGCAUAAAGAUGAAUUGUAAAAUAGAUGUUUUUAAAACUAGCAAUAAUCUAUGAUUUACUCAUAUUUAUUAUAAAUGUUGUAUGAAAGGGAGGCUACUCGAUGUAUUAUUCAACUAAUUUGUUGUCUGUUUUUCUUAUAAAUGAUUGUUAACAAGAAAGGUUAAUGUAUUUUUGCAUUAAAUGCAAUUUAAAGAAUAAUUGUACUUUUCCUAUACAUAUUAUAUUUAGAAAAUUUCAAUUUAUAUCGUAAUUGGUAAUGGUCAUAAUUCAUGAUAGCAACACAGCCGGCUAAGCACAAUGUUCCCAGAGAAAGAAUUAAACCAGAGCUUACCUGUUUUCAUGCAACUGUUUGUGCAUUUAAGGGUAAAUGUGUAUGAAAUGCAUGUAUGUAAAGCAUAAAGAUGAAUUAUAAAAU